Molecule: messenger RNA, 654 nt
Organism: Penicillium cataractarum
Lineage: Eukaryota; Fungi; Ascomycota; Eurotiomycetes; Eurotiales; Aspergillaceae
Exons: 3
Coding region: 1-654 (217 amino acids)
Biological process (GO): cellular response to oxidative stress
Source: RefSeq, a predicted model, not a curated record
AUGGGCUCCACUGCUGUUGAAUUCAAGAACCCUGCGACCUCCACUCUCCUGGAGGUUGUCAAGGCCCGUCGGACUUAUUAUGGCCUGAAGGCGGAGAGUCCCAUUUCCGAUGAUGUCAUUGAGCGCAUCGUUCAGGACUCCGUGCUCCACGUCCCCAGCUCUUUCAACACCCAGACUUCUCGGAUUGUCCUGCUCCUGAAGGAGGAGCACAAGAAGGUAUGGGACAUUGCUAUCAGUGCCAUGGAGGGUCUGGUUGCAGCUGGACACGUGCCCAAGGAGAUGUUUGAGAAUCAUACCAAGCCCAAGCUGGAUGCCUUCCGCGCCGCUUACGGAACUGUUCUCUUCUUCGUCGAUUACGAGUCUCUUGCUCCCAUCAAGGAGAAGUUUGCCAUCUACGCCGACAAGUUCGAUCCCUUUGCCCUGGAGUCUAACGCCAUGUCCCAGUACCUUGUCUGGCUCGCUCUUGAGGCUGAGGGCUUCGGCGCUAACCUCCAGCACUACAGCCCCUUGAUUGACGAGCAGGUCACCAAGACCUGGAACCUGCCCGCCUCUUGGAAGUUGGACGCCCAGCUGGUCUUCGGUGUCCCUACUUCCGAGCCUGGCGAGAAGACCUUCGAGCCCCUCGAGAACCGCUUCAAGGUUUUCGGCAAAUAA